AUGUCCAACGACAUCACCCAAAAGACGGCUUCCCAGCCACAAGACCCUAUCCAUGUCGAAAAGGGUCCCUCUCACAUCACGCACCUCAAUGAUGUGAGCCUCGACGACAAGGGACUCAACAAUGAGGCCCACGAGGGUACCAACAUUGAACACAGCUUCGGUGUCUGGCAAGGUCUCAAGACCUACAAGCGCGCCGCCUUCUGGUCCAUCCUCAUCUCAACCACGGUCAUUAUGGAGGGUUACGAUGUCACCUUGAUCGGCUCCUUCUACGGUUAUCCCGCGUUCCGCGAAAAGUACGGUGAAUACCUCGACGAGGAAAACGGCUACCAGAUCUCUUCGUCCUGGCAACAGAAGUUCAACGCCAUCGGAGCUGUCGCAAACAUCGUCGGUGCCAUCCUGAACGGAUACUUGACCCCAAAGUUCGGUCACCGCAAGGUCCUCAUCUUUUCUCUCGUCUGGCUCGCCGCCUUCGUCUUUGUCGUUUUCUUCGCCCACAACAUCGAGAUGCAAUUGGCUGGUCAAGUUCUCUGCAACAUUCCCUGGGGUGUCUUCGCCACAACUGGCCCUGCGUACGCUGCCGAGGUCACGCCCCUUGCUAUCCGUGGAUACCUGACUUCCUACGUCAACCUGUGCUGGUGUAUCGGUCAGUUCAUCUCUGCCGGUAUCCUCAAAGGACUCGUCGACGUCAAGGGUCAGUGGAGUUACAAGAUCCCCUUUGCCGUGCAGUGGGUCUGGCCCAUCCCCCUCAUCAUUGCCGCUUGGCUCGCCCCUGAGUCUCCCUGGCACCACGUUCGUAAAGGCAACCUCGAUGCGGCCAAGAAGUCGCUCGCGCGCCUCUCAGAGCCUGAACACAACGUUGAUCUAGAUGCCACUGUGGCCAUGAUGGUCCAUACGAACAAGCUCGAGAUUGAGGAGCAAGCCGGCGCUUCUCUGUUUGACUGCUUCAAGGGAACCAACCUCCGACGUACCGAGAUCGCUUGCAUGGCAUUCAUGUCUCAAAUUACUAACGGCGGCGCCCUCUGCUACUCCGGCUCCUUCUUCUUCCAGCAAACUGGAAUCAGCGCCUCCGCUUCGUACGCCAUCAGCUUGGGAGGUACCGGCAUCGCUUUCCUCGGCACCUGUAUCUCUUGGCUAUACAUCUACAAGUUUGGUCGUCGUACUAUCUGGAUUGUCGGAUUCUCUCUUCUUGUGGCCUGCCUAUGGAUCAUCGGAUUUUUGUCUGUUGCCCCGAACCAGACUGGUGGCAUCAUCUGGGGACAGUCCAUCCUUUGCGUCGUAUGGCUCGGCUUCUACUCCAUGUCCGUCGGUCCUAUCGUUUACACCCUUGUCGCCGAGAUUGGCUCUACUCGUCUUCGCACCCAGACUGUCGUCUUGGCUCGCAGCACCUACUACGUCGGUAACAUCAUCUGUGGUGGCCUCAUCCAGCCCAAGAUGCUGGCACCUGGUGACUGGAACCUGAAGGGAAAGACUGCAUUCUUCUGGGCAGUCCUUGCUACCCUUACCUGGGUCUGGGGUUACUUCCGCAUGUUCGAGACCAAGGGCCGCACCUUUGGCGAGAUGGAUGUCAUGUUCCAGAAGGGCGUCUCGGCUCGCCAGUCCGGCAAGUACCAGCUCACCUCGGAAGAGGUCUUCAUUGCCGAGCAGCACCAGACUCUGAGCAGGAAUCAGACGGAGAAGCUGUGA
This is a messenger RNA of Colletotrichum abscissum, 1683 nucleotides long. Its product is annotated as sugar porter family MFS transporter. Bases 1 to 1683 code for a protein of 560 amino acids. The record is from RefSeq and is a predicted model, not a curated record. Lineage: Eukaryota; Fungi; Ascomycota; Sordariomycetes; Glomerellales; Glomerellaceae. Gene Ontology annotation, cellular component: membrane. The transcript has 3 exons. Gene Ontology annotation, biological process: transmembrane transport; carbohydrate transport. Gene Ontology annotation, molecular function: carbohydrate:proton symporter activity.